This is a messenger RNA of Linepithema humile (Argentine ant), 1977 nucleotides long. RefSeq names its product tubulin alpha-1 chain. NCBI's taxonomy places the organism in Eukaryota, Metazoa, Arthropoda, Insecta, Hymenoptera, Formicidae. Gene Ontology annotation, molecular function: GTP binding; structural constituent of cytoskeleton. The record is from RefSeq and is a predicted model, not a curated record. Gene Ontology annotation, biological process: microtubule cytoskeleton organization; mitotic cell cycle. Gene Ontology annotation, cellular component: microtubule; cytoplasm.
UAUGUGAAAAUUGCAAAAAGUUGAACUUUAUAACGCCCGUACUGGCAUGAUUGUAAAUCGAUUGCAAAUGUGGUUACGUAAUCUCGUAAUCCUACAUACAUAGACCGGAUACGAAGCGUGACGGGUGUCAUUGAUAGCGGUAUACUCUCGAACUUCGAGACUCGAAGCAAGCGUAAAUCGGGUACAAACCGAGGCUAUAAGAGACGUUGUGCGCAGCUUGCACGCCUCAGUGAGUCAAGAUCGUUUGAAGGAGCUCCAUAGCCAGCUUUGUUCAAACGGCCAUUUCGUUUCACGGUGUUUUCGCAUCACAGUUCAGGAAUUUUCAUAUCUUCUUCGUUCUACAGUGAACAGCAUUCUUCAAAAUGCGUGAGUGCAUAUCAGUCCACGUAGGACAGGCGGGAGUGCAAAUAGGAAACGCUUGCUGGGAAUUGUAUUGUUUGGAACAUGGCAUUCAACCGGACGGACAGAUGCCUUCUGACAAAGUACUCGGCUGCGGUGACGACAGUUUCAAUACUUUCUUCAGCGAGACCGGCGCCGGCAAGCAUGUGCCCAGGGCGGUGUUCGUCGAUCUCGAGCCCACUGUAGUCGAUGAAGUGCGCACCGGUACGUAUCGACAACUGUUUCAUCCGGAGCAACUGAUAACCGGCAAGGAGGACGCCGCCAACAAUUACGCGCGGGGACAUUACACGAUCGGCAAGGAGAUAGUGGAUCUCGUGCUCGACCGUGUUCGCAAGUUGGCGGAUCAAUGCACGGGACUGCAAGGCUUUCUAAUCUUUCAUUCGUUCGGCGGCGGCACCGGUUCGGGCUUCACGUCCUUGUUGAUGGAGCGGCUGUCGGUUGACUACGGCAAGAAAUCGAAGCUCGAGUUCGCGAUUUAUCCGGCGCCCCAGGUGUCCACGGCCGUCGUCGAACCGUACAACUCGAUCCUCACGACGCACACCACCCUCGAGCAUUCCGAUUGCGCGUUCAUGGUCGACAACGAGGCUAUAUACGAUAUUUGUCGACGUAAUUUGGACAUCGAGCGGCCGACUUACACCAAUCUUAAUCGGCUGAUCGGUCAGAUUGUAUCCUCGAUCACGGCCUCGCUGCGCUUCGACGGCGCACUCAACGUCGACUUGACGGAAUUCCAGACGAAUCUGGUGCCUUAUCCCAGAAUCCAUUUUCCCCUGGUCACCUACGCUCCCGUAAUAUCCGCGGAGAAGGCUUAUCACGAGCAGCUCUCCGUCGCUGAGAUAACGAACGCCUGCUUCGAGCCAGCGAAUCAAAUGGUGAAAUGCGAUCCGCGUCACGGAAAGUAUAUGGCGUGCUGCAUGUUGUAUAGAGGUGACGUAGUACCGAAGGACGUGAACGCGGCGAUUGCGACCAUUAAAACUAAGCGCAGCAUCCAAUUUGUCGACUGGUGCCCUACGGGUUUUAAGGUUGGCAUCAAUUAUCAGCCGCCGACCGUCGUUCCCGGCGGGGAUCUCGCCAAGGUGCAGCGCGCCGUUUGCAUGCUGUCCAACACGACGGCGAUCGCCGAGGCUUGGGCGCGGCUCGAUCACAAGUUCGAUCUGAUGUACGCGAAGCGUGCCUUCGUGCAUUGGUACGUCGGCGAGGGAAUGGAGGAGGGCGAGUUCUCCGAGGCGCGUGAGGAUCUUGCCGCCUUGGAAAAGGACUACGAGGAAGUCGGUAUGGACUCCACCGAUGGCGAGGGUGAUGCUGCGGAUGAAUAUUAAAUCACCGAACAAAAUUCUUACCUUUGAUUUCAUAUAUUUUUACUAUGAUCCUUGCUACCUAUUAUUACUUUAGUCUACGCCACUGAUUAGUUUUCUUUUUGCUCAAUUUUGUAUGACGCAAUCUACAAAUCUACAAAUAUUAACAGCUACUGCAUUCAUUUUUGCUUUUGAUUUAAAUUAUCUUCUGUAUCUCGCGAUAUGUAUAAGCGAAAUCUUCGACAGUGUAUUUAUUUUUUUUAAAAUAAAUUAUCACUCGACUCUG